Acaulospora morrowiae is the source of this 661-nucleotide messenger RNA. Lineage: Eukaryota; Fungi; Glomeromycota; Glomeromycetes; Diversisporales; Acaulosporaceae. The record is from the annotation of a GenBank genome assembly.
AGCGAUUUUUGGAAAAGCGCAGAGGAGAAACAGGAAAAAUGUAGUCCAAAAGAAAGAAACAAGAACUACUAAGAAAGAUAAGACUCUAGAUAUCGAAGCGCAGAUCGAUGUUGCGUAUCAAGACUGGCGCGAUAAAUUUGAAGAAGAAGCAGAUGAAGCUGAUUUUUUUUGUACAGCCAUACCAAAUCCAGUACCUCUAGAAGGUAAACUUCUGUUGGAACCUGUAAAAGAGCUGUCAAAAAAAUCACCUAAUCAUUGGAAUGAUAAGGAUCUUAUGCCGAUUAUUAAGCUUCUCGCCGGACGUCCUUGGAUUGACGGGAGAGGAGACAACUAUGAUGGAGCUUGCGCGUUUAAUAUGAUCAGCCCUGACUUUGAUGCAUACUUGAACGAACACGAUAAAAUCCGCGGGUUGGUAGACCCUACUUAUGUAGUUGCCGACGUUGGUGGGGGACCAACUCCCAAUUUUGGUAUUAAUAAUUACCCACCAGUUGGUUCACCGCAUCCUCAACUAGUCAAUUUCGCAAAUACAACUUAUGUGUGGGUCUUUAAUGGUCGUGACCGGGUGGCCCAAGCCCAACAUUUAGUCGGGUGGCUCCAGUGCGCAGUUCCUGGCCUUGACUUAUUUGUUUUUAAUACCUCUUCUCCGGCUACACAAUACUGA